Molecule: messenger RNA, 675 nt
Organism: Cavenderia fasciculata
Lineage: Eukaryota; Evosea; Eumycetozoa; Acytosteliales; Cavenderiaceae
Exons: 1
Coding region: 1-675 (224 amino acids)
Source: RefSeq, a predicted model, not a curated record
AUGGAGGAUUUAAAAGAUACAAGUCAAUCUGCAUCUCAAAGUUUAUUAAAAGUGGAAAUAUCAUUGUCUGAAAUGUUGUCAAAUCAUAAUAAUAAUAAUAAUACAAGUCAAUUAAAUAAUCAAAGUGUAAAUAAUAUAAGUGAUUUAAUUCAAUCACCUAUUCAUAAUAAUCAUCAUCAUCAUAACCAACAUUAUAGUCCAUCAUCAUCACUCAAUUCUUCAUCAUCUUCGUCAUCAUCACCAAAUAUAUCAAUGGAUGAAUAUUCAAUUGUAACAUCAUCAUCUACAUCAUCGGCAACGAUUCAAGCAAUGAUUGUAGAGAUUAAUAAUUUAAUUGGUCAAAUGGAAAUCAACAAUAGAAUAUUAAGAGACAAGAGAAUGCUACAAGAAGAAUCAUUGGCCAAUCAAUUGGGUGAUUUAAUCGAUCAAUAUGAAGACAUUUUAGAAAAACAAAAAGAAAUCGAUAGUAGUAAAAAAGAUCAAGGAACAGGCAUAUUGGAGGGACUGGGCAUUUAUAUAUUUGCAUCUUCAGCUAUCUUGGUUGGCAUCAUUACAUGCAUUGUCUUGUUGACAUCGAUAUUCUCACAUUUAUUGUCAAAACGUAGUAGUAAUAAUAAUAAUCAUAAUAGUGCUCGUCAGUCUGUUCAACAAAUAUUAAAACCAUUUGCCCGAUAA